Messenger RNA from Echinococcus granulosus, 1686 nucleotides. RefSeq names its product Titin. NCBI's taxonomy places the organism in Eukaryota, Metazoa, Platyhelminthes, Cestoda, Cyclophyllidea, Taeniidae. The record is from RefSeq and is a predicted model, not a curated record. The coding region runs from base 1 to 1686 and encodes 561 amino acids. The transcript has 8 exons.
AUGCUGUUCAAUCUCCCGACUGCGGAGGACUGCGACCAUAAGAGGGACAUGCCAGCCGGAGGUGGGCCAUUCAAAAUCGGCCAGAACCGCUUACCGCCACGGAAUGGCCUUGUUUUUCUUCUCAGUAGGCUUUCGCCUGAGGAGGAUUAUAAUAGCCAGAGCGACUCUAUAGCCAGAGGCACCGGAACACCACCACGGAGUUUACUUGAUGCUACAGCGCUUCUUAAAGCUCAGGCAUCAACCUUCUCAACCGAGGAGGGAAUUGAACUUCCAAAUAUUAAGUUGUCUUUUUGGCCAUGCUUGAGUGUACUUGGAGAAAUGGAAUUUCCACCAGCUUUUCACAAGGAGAUGGAAAGUGUCGACGCGGUAAACGGAACGCCUGCAGUACUCACCUGCCAACUUAACCGCAGUCUCUCACCCAGUGAGAUUGUCAAGUUGUCGUGGUUAAAAAUGCCAAGACAGCUACUGGCACGGGGCCGGAUGAAAAUAACCACAAACGAGCGCAUCAGUAUUGUGCCUCAAGCCUCCGAAAAUGUCUUUCAACUACGUUUUGACCCAGUGGUGAAAGAAGACGGAGGGGAAUAUCGAUGUGUAUAUAAUCAUAAAACAGGUGUCAAAUAUAAGGUCGUCGUUGUUAACAUUCAAGUUCAACCCAAGGUGGAUAUUGACCCGAGAGGUGAAUUGGAAUUGCUUGAGGGUGAGUACGCUUUUGUCGUUUGCAACGCCUCUGGUACCCCCUAUCCCCAAUUCCGAUGGUGGAUGCUGCCCCUCUCCACGUAUCACAAGCACUGCACUCAACAGGCACCGGGAGCUUAUGGUGAAAAUGAGGUGACUGUCACAUUUGUUAGUCAGAUGUCUCACAACUUGAGUCCGUUCUCCCUACAACCGCCGACUGUUCCGAGCACCUCGCAUCUCGCUUUGAUUCCGGUGCAUGAGAUCGCCUCCAAGUACAAGCAAAACAUCUUCGUACGCAGUGGGAAACUGAUUAUCAACGCGGUGAAUCGGGAUAUGACUGGGUGGUACUUCUGUGAGGCUCACAACUCCGUCAAGCCCUCGGCAAUUGAACACGCACUGCUGACUGUCCAUUAUGCCCCUCGGGUUUUCCUGCCCCAAAGGGAGGUCUUUUUCGCACCCUACGGAAAUGUUAGUCUGGUGUGUGAAUUCCAGGCCUUCCCAUUAACCGAGGUAGAAUGGCUUUUGGAUGGCCGAAGACUUGACACCCCGGCCUGUGAGAGGAGAGGACAUCGGGCAACCUCGUGCUGCACUGUAAAGACGAUUGAGGGAUUACCUUAUCAUACGAGUGAGAAGUGGAAGCAUGGAUUUGGUGAUUCCCUCAACAACCUCAACUCCCACACUCCGUUAAAGAAGGAGGCGUCCACGAAGUCGCCAGAACAAUUUCGUAAUAUUAACUUGACCCAAUCGAGUAAUGAUUUGACCCUCUAUGGCAGACGAGUGAGAUCAGUGCUUCAUGUCUGGGUGACAGAGGCCAGACAAUUUGGACGCUACAGCUGUCGCAUGCAAACCCGCUACGGCUUGGCGGAGGGCUUUAUCCGACUGCGAAAUAAAGGCAGGUUCCUCAUCUCUUCCACGAUUUGUGCAUUCAAGAAAACAACGAAUUUUGCUGAAGGUAACACAAUGCCUCGCCUUCUACUCCCUACCGCGGCUUUCCUUCUUGUAUAUUACUAG